Messenger RNA from Melanotaenia boesemani (Boeseman's rainbowfish), 2713 nucleotides. RefSeq names its product branched chain amino-acid transaminase 2, mitochondrial (gene bcat2). Gene Ontology annotation, biological process: L-leucine biosynthetic process; L-valine biosynthetic process. The transcript is spliced from 11 exons. Gene Ontology annotation, molecular function: branched-chain-amino-acid:2-oxoglutarate transaminase activity. The coding region runs from base 356 to 1348 and encodes 330 amino acids. Gene Ontology annotation, cellular component: mitochondrion. NCBI's taxonomy places the organism in Eukaryota, Metazoa, Chordata, Actinopteri, Atheriniformes, Melanotaeniidae. The record is from RefSeq and is a predicted model, not a curated record.
CGCAGAGGAGAUGGCAGCCCUCCGGACGGCACUGCAUGCACGACUUGUUCAGGCCCUCCCUUUUUCCUUUGGCUCACUGCGGUUUGCUAGCUCCUUUAAGACAAGUCAGCAUCUUAACUGUCUGUGCAUAACACUCCGCCGAAUGUGCUAAAGCAUGCUAUGUCAUUAACUAUGAUUUAAAACCAAUCACUGUAUUCGUGGCCCGCUGUUCUCUCGUUUCCGUCCACUUCUGCCGCUCCGGUUCGCUUGUUCGUCUCCACCUCAGGCAGCAGAUCUCACCAUUGAGCGCAAUCCGGCAUGCAAGCCAAAGCCCAACCCCUCCACCUUGCUGUUUGGCAAACAGUUCUCCGACCACAUGCUGACCAUCAGCUGGUCGGAGAAGGAUGGCUGGGAAGCUCCACAAAUCAAACCUUUCCAGAACCUGUCGCUACAUCCGGCCUGCUCUGCCCUGCACUACUCCAUAGAGCUGUUUGAAGGGAUGAAGGCUUUCCGUGGAGCUGACAACCACAUCCGUCUGUUCAGACCCAUGCUGAACAUGGAGAGGAUGCAUCGAAGCGCAGACAGAAGCUGCCUUCCUCUUUUUGAUAAAGGUGAACUGCUGGAGUGCAUCAAGAAGCUGGUGGAGAUUGACCAAGACUGGGUCCCGUACUCCCAGGAAGCCAGCCUCUACAUCAGACCGACCUUUAUAGGAAAUGAGCCAUCCCUCGGUGUCUCCCGACCCGGAAAAGCGAUGAUAUUUGUCAUCAUCGGCCCAGUGGGACCCUACUUUGCUACGGGAUCCUUCAACCCGGUUUCUCUGCUGGCAGAUCCAUCGUUUGUCAGAGCUUGGAAAGGAGGUGUUGGGGCGUACAAGAUGGGAGGUAAUUAUGGGCCUACAAUAGCAGUGCAGAAUGAGGCGUUGAAGCAGGGCUGUCAACAGGUCCUCUGGCUGUAUGGAGAGGAACAGGAGAUCACGGAGGUCGGGACCAUGAACCUCUUCAUCUACUGGACCAAUGACAAAGGAGAGAAAGAGUUGAUCACCCCUCCUCUGGAUGGUAUUAUUCUGCCAGGAGUGACCAGACAGUCAUUGCUGGACCUGGGCAGAGCUUGGGGUGAGUUUAAAGUGACGGAGCGCACGAUGAGCAUGAAGGAGCUGCUCGGAGCUUUGGAUGCUGGAAGAGUCCUGGAGGUGUUUGGAGCAGGGACGGCCUGCGUCGUCUGUCCGGUCGGCAGCCUCCUCUACAGAGGAAAGAUAUACCAGAUUCCUACCAUGCAGAACGGCCCAGAUCUGGCAAAGAAGUUCUACAAAGAGCUUACUGAUAUUCAGUAUGGACGCACACCCAGCGAGUGGGCACCGCUGGUUGUUUAAACAGCCAUUUUUGCACAUGCCGGUUGUAUCAACAGUCAGUCCCGUAAUUCCAGUCCAGACGACCAGCAGCACCACCCCACCUCCCCCUCAGCACACUAAUGCACUCCUGCUUAACUCACCGGCCAGAGGGGACGGACGGUAAUCCUUCCAUCCAUCGUCUGCUCGGGACGGCUUUUACAGACGUCCCUCUCUCUGAGGACGCUCACAGGGAACCAGCUGGUGGUUUGAAUGUAGCGGCUUGCGUUGGAAAGCAAUAUUAACAACCAAAUGCAACCUUCUAACAAGUCCAGCAGGAGAGAAAAUCAAGAAACUAGACGAUAAAAACGUAUCCACAUAUAAAACAUUAUAUUAAGGCAUUCAAGUCUAAUUAUGAAGAUCUUCUAAGGAAGGCGUCCAUUAACAGCACAAACAUCAAUCAUCACUUCGAUAUUAAAGUAGGCACAAGCUGACAUAACUCUGGUGUUGUGAGACAUUUACUAAGCAGCUCAAUAUUUGAUGUGUAGGACUUUAUUAAGACCGUUAGCCUCUCAACAACAUGCACUACAAAUACCGUUUCUCAUCAGCUAACGUGUAGAAAUGUAUUUCCAACGGAAAAAAAGUCAAUCUGUAGUAGAAGCCAUUGUGUUUUCUCCAAAACUUGUAACUGUUACAUGUAAGUAGACGAUUAAUAGAAAAACCUGUGGGGAUGUUUUGUUACUGCUGUGUAAAUAUAGACCUGAGCGAGUACUGCUGUAAACCUCACGGGGGGGAGGGGCAAGUCACUUUGACACCACAGUUUGCACUGACUUCGGUUAAUGUCAGGUGAUCUUUGUCGGAAAGGAAGCACAAGAGGCUUUUUUGUUUUUUUGUCAUUUUGUUUGUGACAAACAGACAAAAAUAAAGAUAAAGACGGAGGUGAAAGUUGAGCGGCAGCACGCACAAACGGUAGGACAGAAAGCCUACACGUUGUAGAUGAAAAACGACUGUUAGAUGCUGGCAGUUGCUCCUGCAAUAUUUGUGUGUUUUCCAUGAGAACAAUGUAUAGAAACAAAUAGAUUGUUAUUUUAGAGGUUUUUAAAUUAUUUUAUCCUUGUAUUGAUGUGGAAUUUGGCCCAAGUGUCUUCCAAAGUCUUGCUGUAUUCUCACUUCAUGUCCACUGUUUUCUCUUCUUCUCUCUUUGAAUGUAUUUUAUUUCUACACACACACACACACACCUGUUCGUACACCUGUCCCCCUGCUCCAAGUGCCUCGUCCUUUAGUGGAGAAACAACUGAUGAUUUGUUUGUUCCUGUUUGUGCACAAGUGGAUGUAAAAGUUGGUUUAGUUUUAUUUUACAUGUGCUGUUACUUUAAUUCAUGUUUUUACAAUAAAUCUGAUUUGAGCUUA